This is a messenger RNA of Lathyrus sativus (Indian pea), 300 nucleotides long. The record is from the annotation of a GenBank genome assembly. NCBI's taxonomy places the organism in Eukaryota, Viridiplantae, Streptophyta, Magnoliopsida, Fabales, Fabaceae.
AUGUGGAAAGUUCGAAAGGAAUUGUUGCUGAUGCGUUUUGUUGCUUCGUGUACAGUUUUUGUGGGAUUUGGAGAGACGUUGCAUUGGGAUUUUCAUGGCCAACUGGUUUGUACGACCCAUGGCUUCAAGUGGGGUCGCUUGCUUUUUGUUUUGCAGCUCAUGGCCUGUGGAGGAUUUCUUUUUUCUUUUUCUGCUGUGGAUUCUGUUACGUCAUUUAACUUGAAAAAUCAUAUCGGUUUGUUGUGGCUGAGUCAUGACAAGUUGUUGGAAUUGUUUUGUGUGAUUUAUGUGAUGUGGUGA